AUGCGCCGGAAUGACUUCCUCCCAACCCCACCUAAAUCCAACCCAGAACUACGCUGGAAACCAGCCAUCGCAACAAUCAGUCUAGGCGCCGCAAAUCUCCACUCAAUCACAGCCAAGAUCAAUGCCGCCGCUCAAAAUAGCCAAGAAGGAAUUGAGCUCUUCCAUGAUGAUCUCGCACAACUAGCUCAGACGCUACGCGGAAAAACCUUAAGUGACGAUGCUCAGACCCGCACCGAUCGCGAAUAUGAGAUCGACGCCGCGCACGCUAUCCACGAUCUGUGCGCCGAGAAAGGUCUCCGUAUUCUCGCCCUCCAGCCAUUUCGGCACUAUGAGGGUUUGAUCGAUCGUGAGGAACAUGCGAAGAGACUCGAUGAGCUUCAGCACUGGGUAUCCCUUUGCAAAAUCCUAGGCGACUCCUUGUUCAUUCUCAUCCCUUCUUCAUUCCUGGACGAAUCGCAGACGACGGGCGAUCGGGACGUGAUCGUGUCUGAUCUAGCCGAGGCUGCUGAUCUGGCGUAUCCCGUUCGUAUUGCCUACGAGGCACUUGCGUGGGGAACGCAUAUCAAUACGUGGGAAGACUGCUGGGAUAUGGUCGUCAAGGCUGAUAGACCUAAUUUGGGCAUUUGUUUGGAUACGUUUAAUAUUGCUGCGAGGAUUUGGGCUGAUCCGUUGAGUGCGACUGGUCGGUUACCCGCGCAUGCGGAUACAGAUCUCCAGGUCUCUAUGGAGAGGCUUGUUAAGGAGGUUGAUCCGAGUCGCGUUAUGAUGGUCCAGCUUGCUGAUGGGGAGAGGGUUGAUCCAUCAGAGCCGUUCCUGAGGGCUCCAGGUUUGCAUCCUUUGCUUGCUUGGUCGAGGAAUGCGCGCUUGUUUCCGUGUGAGGAGGAACGUGGUGGGUUCCUUCCUAUCCGGGAGGUUACAGAUGCAUGUUUGAAUGGUGUCGGUUAUUCUGGGUGGGUUAGUAUGGAGGUGUUCUCGAGGACGCUUGGGGAUGAGCGUCCGGAGGUUCCGAGGGAGCAUGCUGAGCGCGCUGGUCGGUCCUGGCAGCGGGUUUUGGGUAUGUUGGAGGCGAAGGCUGGGGAGAAGGGUGAGAAGGUUACUGUUUGA
This is a messenger RNA of Penicillium pulvis, 1104 nucleotides long. RefSeq names its product sugar phosphate isomerase/epimerase family protein. Bases 1 to 1104 code for a protein of 367 amino acids. NCBI's taxonomy places the organism in Eukaryota, Fungi, Ascomycota, Eurotiomycetes, Eurotiales, Aspergillaceae. The transcript has 2 exons. The record is from RefSeq and is a predicted model, not a curated record.